UUUCCGCUUUAAGUCACGUUGGGGAGAGAGAAAAAAUAAUGGAACUUCGCGCGUGCGCCAAAGGCCCAUAUAGAGGCGGCGCCUCGUAAGAGGAACGAGCAUCUGGCGCAGGCGCAGUAAAAGCUGGCUGGGACGGAGGAGGAAGUGAGUGAGGCUGCGAAGAGCUGGGCAGUUGGUUUUCGAAAGGUGGCUGCUAGGAAGAAGGGGCCGCCUACGGCCUUCUCCCGCUUCGGCAGCGGCCCGUGGUGCGUUUAAGACAAGGGCUCUUUUUCAGGGUGUGGUUGACUGCUUGUUUAUUGGGAAUUUGGUUUUCCCUGCCUAUAGCCAACCAUGAGCCCAGCUGAUACCAAGCGCUGUGGGACCAAGCGUCGGAAAAAUAAAAAAGGAGGCCUUGUCCCAUCAAGCCUAGCUGGAGUCUUUGAGGUCAAAUCUGUAGGACCAUCUUCCAAUAUUGCUCCCUCCUGCUCCUCUUUCUCCUGCUCAACACCAUCUACUUCUACCAUAGCCUUCUUGCAGCCUCCCAGUACCAACAUAGCUUCUUCUAGCACUGAAAAUGGUCUUGUGCCAGUAGUUGCCACAGCUCCCAACUCGAUUCCUAGUGAAAGAAUGAAGAAGGCCGAGUUACAGAAAAAGCGCUGUGGAGGAACAAUUAAUUCUAGACAAACUUGUAAAAGAAGGGCAGUUAGUAACACAGGUUCUGAAACAGCUUCCCAAGAACCAAUUGAUGUUGAAGUUAACACUUGUGAAGAAGUAGUUGACCUAACUUGUGAAUCUUCAGAACCAAUAGUAGUUGAUUUGACACACAAUGAUUCAGUUGUGAUUGUUGAAGAAAAUGUUUGUCAACCACAAAAUCAAGAAUUUAGAAAUCAACUCCCUGACAGCUGUAUAUUAAGUAGUGAUGACGAUGAACCAAGAGAUGAAGUGAUUUUAACUAGCACACUAAGUAAAGAAUUGGAAUUGUUAGAAGAUGAUGUUCCAAGUUCCCACCGUUCAGGUACUGUGAGUUGCCCAAUUUGCAUGGAUGGCUAUUCAGAGAUUAUUCAGAAUGGACGGCUCAUUGUAUCAACAAAAUGUGGCCAUGUCUUCUGUAGCCAGUGUCUCCGUGAUUCUCUAAGAAAUUCUAAUUCUUGCCCAACUUGUAGGAAGAAACUUGGCUACAAACAGUAUCAUCCAAUUUAUAUAUGAAACUUAGAACCUUCUACAAAGAAUCUAAACUGUACUCUUCUGAAUGCUACAUAUACGUAUAUUUUCAGCAACAAUAGAAUAUUAUAAUUUCUCAGAUGCAACAGUUAACGUGCAGGCCAUUAUGGAGUUUUAUUAGUAUAUAAGGUUUUUUUUAAAAAAAAUGGUUAAUCAUAUGAAGUUGGCUUUACAGUCCACCAAAGUAUGUAGAUGUUUGAAGGACAGUUAGCUACAAUGAAAGCAAAAUGGUAUUGCCAUGCUGUUUUUGAAAAAUGACAGAUCUUAAAGAUAACAAUUUUUUUUUACUUCAGAUGACAGGAUGAAAAUCUGUUUUAAUUUGCCCAAGAUGCAAGUCAUGCUUAUGAUAAUGUGAGUAGUAGCAGCCUACAUUUUUCUUUUUGCAUUUCAUUCUCAAAAAAAUUGAAUCCACGUUUGUUUCCUGAUGAUAUUCUACCUUUUGCGUGAACUUCUGCAUUUCCAAGAAGACUGUCUAUUGUAGUCAAGGUGCACCACAUUUCUAACAUUAAAAGUUUAAAUCUUUUAUUUGGAGGCUUUUUGGAAGACAGUAGUAGGACCAUAAUUAGAAAAUGUUUGACUCUAAAGUAUAAUCAUAAAGAAAUACUUUCUACACGCACCUAACUUAAGAGAAGAAUAAAUUGAAACCUACUUCAUCACCAUCUCACAGAACAAGGCAAAGUGAAAUGUGAAUUCUGGCGUCAAGCUUAUAGUUCAGAUAUUUGACACAGUGAAGAUAAUGAAUGCUGUCUUUCAGUAAAUGCAUUUUCAUACUGGUGUAUUGAAGUCCUAAUGGUUCUUUCAAUUCUCUUCAUAUAGUCAUAAAGUGCAGACUGAACAUUUUUAAUCUCUAUACUAUCAUUAUUGAUCUAAACAGGUGCAUUUGGGAAAUAUUAAGAAAGCCCUUAUUAGUCUGGUUGCCAUUAACAAAUAAUUAGAAUGAUAUAGCAUGAAAAAUACAACAGUCAGUUUGUUAUUAAGAAUUUUAGUUUGGAGCGUCAUAUUUUUGCUAUAUGCUACAUGGAUGAAAAUAGUAGAACUUGUAGUUUCUGCAUAGGCAGAAGGAAAUGAGCCAUGCAGUUUGGAUAGACAAUUUAUGUUCUAUUAUAUUAAUGAUAUUUGCUUAUUGUAUAAUCAUGAAGGGUUUGUUAGCAGCCACCUUCUAAAUGAAAGUUAUCUUUACAAAUUAUCACGAAUACACAACAUAGAAACAAUCUCUACAGUAUUAGGAAUUUCAAAAGACAACUGAAUAUUUUUCCAUUUUUAAAUGUUAAAAAUGAUAUGGAUUCCCCUAUCCGUUUAUAUUAGGGCAGUAAAAAUUAGAGAUGUGUAUAAAUCAGAAAUAAUAUUUUGUUUCCAUUUCAUUUUGUAGGUUCUGCAAAUAUUCUUUGGUCCUUCACAAUUCAGCUUUAGCUUUAUUUAUUCUAGGUUUUGGAUGAAAUUUGAAUAGGGUAAGAUUAGUACAUAUCACCCCUUUGUCCAUUUCUACACUGCAGCUUCUAGUAAAGAAUAAAUAAGAGUCUUUUCUCCCCUGUAUUCCCCCCCCCCCUCAGCAGCUUUACUGAUAUUCUAGAAUAGCAUGUCCUUUUUGCCCCUGACUUUACCAGAUCUUCCUCCUUCCUUUCAGCCACCACUGCUGAUGUUCCAGCAAGCAUUGCCCACCUGGGCCCUAAACUUCCCAGCACCUUCUCUCACUAUUUUCUCUCAGCUGCUGAUAUUCACUCCUGAAAUCACUUCUACUCGAAACAGAGUAGUCCUAUUUCUUUGGUAUACAUCUAAAAUGUGUGUCUCAGUUCAGACCUGGACCAAUUAUUUCAGAAUGAUUUACAUAAAAUGUGAAACCUUAUUUGUAAUUUCCUUUGGGAGUUAAGAGGCCUGCUUAUCCAUGAAUUCCCAGAUGCUUGGAGGUUGCUAUAUAAUCAACUGAAUUCAUAUAAUUGGUUCAUUUAGAUGCAAUAAGAGCAUUUACUGAAAUCAUUCUCUUAAUACAAGUUUAGAAAGCAACAUAGUUUUAUAUUACUCAGUUUUACUUGUUAAAAAUUUCACUAUCUAGGAGCACUUUUUGUUUCCUAUAUUUCAGCUCACAUAUUUGUGAAUUAACUCUGGAUGAUUGGGGUAACCCAUGCCAAUUAAAAAUCUAGACCCUUUAAGAAAGUAAGGUUGAAUUCUACUGAGCAGACUCCUUUUGAUAAAAUAUGUUACAAUCAGAAUUCAAAUCAAUUAAUCUAGUUGUCUAAUAAAAAAGCUACACAAUUGUUAAUUGUUGUUCUAUUAUAAUUUGUCAUUAAUUCAAGUCUGCUUGGUCUAGAGUGAUUUUUUUAUUGCUAGCUUUUGAAAGUUCUAGUUAGCAAACAGAUCAUCUGUAGCAUUAGAUGUUAAAUAGGUUUGAACUGUAAUGUAAUGUUAGACCAUUGUUCAGUAGUCAUACAUGAACCUCAAGAGGAUGUGUUAUUUCUUUCACAAUUGAAAUCUACAUUGAAAGCUUUUGGUUCUAUUCCAAAAUCAAUCUUUUUGCUAGGGAAUGGAAGCACAAUAAAAUUGAUUAAACAUAAUUAACACUGUAGUCUAUAAUUUUAGCAUUUUCAAAAUAAAAUCUAAACAUUCUGAAUUUGUUUUCAAGGUGAUAUUUAUUUAUACAAACAUGCAUAAUUUUUUUAAAAAUGGCAAAUAUCUGUAUUCUCUUCCAUCCCUAAAUAUGUAGAAUCCAUGCUUUUUUAUUUAUAUGUAUCUAUAUCAUGUUUGUGUUGGCAUAUUGGACAAAUUUUAUUACAGAUAAAAGCUUUUUACAUA
Molecule: messenger RNA, 3987 nt
Organism: Thamnophis sirtalis
Lineage: Eukaryota; Metazoa; Chordata; Lepidosauria; Squamata; Natricidae
Product: E3 ubiquitin-protein ligase RNF4
Biological process (GO): positive regulation of transcription by RNA polymerase II
Cellular component (GO): PML body
Molecular function (GO): transcription factor binding; zinc ion binding
Source: RefSeq, a predicted model, not a curated record